AUGGCGACUGAAGCUGGUCGUUUUUCCUUCUAUGCUGUUCGAAGAGGACGUGUCCCAGGCAUUUACAGGUCAUGGGAGGAAUGCGAGCAUCAGGUGAACGGGUUCCGGAACAAUGAACAUCGUGGCUUCCAUGAUCUGUUGGAAGCCUUGGCUUGGCUGCGUAGUGCCGUAUCUCCUCCUGCUCGUCGGCCAACACCACAUCCUCAACCGGAAAUCAACACGAACGAUGAGCGUGUGCUGUUCGAAUUCACAGUGGUUCUGCCUCACAAUAGCAGAGGUAUAGAUCUCGUGGCUCAUGGUCCUUUGUGUUAUGAGGAACGUGUUGCUCGUUAA
Messenger RNA from Arachis duranensis, 333 nucleotides. RefSeq lists its product as uncharacterized. The transcript is spliced from 2 exons. The coding region runs from base 1 to 333 and encodes 110 amino acids. The record is from RefSeq and is a predicted model, not a curated record. NCBI's taxonomy places the organism in Eukaryota, Viridiplantae, Streptophyta, Magnoliopsida, Fabales, Fabaceae.